AUGGAGAAACUCUCUGCGGCGAGAGGAGCUUCAGCGCGCCCUUCUGACGCUCAUAGCACUCAGGUCUCCGAUAUGCCACAGAACGUGCCCAACGCGCCACUGAAGAAGGUUACCAUUACGCUGGCACGGAAGCGGCAGAAGACGGAAGAAGUAGUAUCACAAGAGCUCCUAGAUGACCGUGACAGCUCCUUCUCAUUUACGGAGAUGCCGUUGGACGUACUUCUCGAGAUACUCGGCUACCUCGACCCCAUCUCCCUACUCUACCUCUCUCACAGCUCAAGUUCCCUACGCAAUGCCCUCAUGAGCUCGUUCGCAAAGAAGAUAUGGGCAAAGAGCUACGCCGAGACGAAGCACGGACUGCCUCCCAUGCCCGAGGACAUGUCCAUACCCCAGUUCGUCGCCCUUGCGGUCGAUAACUUCUGCGAUUUCUGUCUCGUGUCUUUCCCGAAGGAAGCGCUCAUCAUCCGGAUUUGGGCCGCACGGCUUCGGUGCUGCAGGGAGUGCAUGUAUGAUAGCAAACACAUCCUCGUCGAAACCCACAUGAGCGGACGAGCACUGGCCGACGACUUCUACUGCUACUUCGAACGCGAGCGCAUCCAUGAACUCCUUCCGGGAUUUUCUGAAAACGACUCCGAGUAUAGCCGCCGCCGCUUCCCGCGCGCCAUCGUCGAGGACCUGGGCGCCGAAUAUCAUCGCGACAAUGACGGCAAGACCGACCAGGAGAAGAGGGCCUGGCUCGAGCGGAAAAUGGACGAGGGGAAGGAGAUUAGAAAGCACGCAAAGCUCUGCAAGAACUGGGAGAAGCAGCAGGCGGAGAUGGCGGAGAGGAUGCGGGAGGAGAGGCGGGAGGAGAUUCUCGCGCUGUUGAGGCAGGCAGGGUAUGCCGAGGAGGUGAAGGAUUGGGGAGAGUGGCAGUCCUUCAGGAUGCAUACGUUCGUCAACAGGGCCCAGCCGCUCAUGAAGAAAGAAUGGAGAACCGAAGGAGGCGCCCUGAUCGCGCUCGCCGAGCAGACGAGAGUCAAACGGCUAGAGAAAGCAAGGCGAUCUAUCUUCAAGACCCGCUAUCGCACCGUCGAGCAGGUCUACAAGAACUACCUGCGCGGCAAAUCUGCUGAGGAGCAAACCCUCCUCCCAGGUAUCGGCGACGUGGUCACCUUCGAGGAGGUUAAGCGCCUCAUUGAGGGCGCGCCCGUCGAGCGGAAAAUCACCGCCAACGUUGUGCGCACCCUAAUCACCGAGCUCGAGAAGACACGCUUCCCGGCGUGGCGCGCGUCGUGCGAGGCCGCUCUCGUCAAUCUGCUCAACGCCAACGCAACCCGCGCCCGCUCGGACCUCGACCUCGCCACGUCGGUCUUCGUCGACAAGGACAGCGGGUGUACCUUAUGGUACCCCGAGUUGCUCAACCACCGCGGCUCGCUGGCCAACUUGGAGCUCGACGACCCGCAGGCGCUCGUCCGCCAGCGCGCGUGGUCGGCGGGGCAGCUCUGCGUCGAGGUCGAUUUGGUGCGGAAGGCGGAGAGGCUCGUCAAGUUGGCCGGGCUGGACCCGAAGAUGGCGACGCCGGAGGAUAUGGACGAGCGCGAUGCGUGGUUCACGCGCGCUGGCGAUAUCGUGAAGCAGAAAGAGGGGCUAUGCUUGAUGAUGUGGCGGGAGGCGAUGGACGACGAUGAGGAGGACCUUGAUGCUCUCGUUCUGGUCUCAGACGAGGACACGUCGCUGGCGCGCGAAAUGCGUGCGGAUUGGGGGUCGGAUAACCUCUCAGGGUGGCUGAAGGUCCCGGCGUCGAUGCUUACAAAGACUGCCGAGAAGCAGAGGCGGCGGGGUGUAGCUUAGCUUGUCGAUAUCAUUAAUCUCGUUGGGAUGGAUGAGUAUAUCUGACUUGUCCUGAUCGAUUUGUAUACUGAG
Molecule: messenger RNA, 1905 nt
Organism: Schizophyllum commune H4-8
Lineage: Eukaryota; Fungi; Basidiomycota; Agaricomycetes; Agaricales; Schizophyllaceae
Exons: 9
Coding region: 1-1833 (610 amino acids)
Molecular function (GO): protein binding
Source: RefSeq, a predicted model, not a curated record